UCCCCUCCCGUGCGCCCUCGCUGAGGUUCCGCUUCCGGUUCCGGGGCGUGAGGGAAGAUGGCGGCUGCCGGUGAGGAGGCGGAGGCGGCGGACUGGGCCCUGCCGCCCGAGGUGGAGGUGCUGGAGUCCAUCUACCUGGAGGAGCUGCGGGUGGCGCGGGGCCGCGGCAGGUGGGAGCCCUGGGAGAUCAGCAUCACCCUGCACCCCGCCACGGCCCAGGACCAGGACUCCCAGUAUGUCCGCUUCACCCUGGUGCUCUCCGUGCCCCCCCAGUAUCCCAACAAAGCUCCGGAAAUCUCGAUCAGGAACCCGCGGGGGCUGUCAGAUGAGCAAAUUCAAAAGAUUUCCCAGACCCUUAGAAGUGUUGCUGAAGCCAGGCUGGGGACAGAGGUGCUCUACGAACUGAUUGAGAAGGGGAAGGAGAUUCUCACUGACAACAACAUUCCUCACGGCCAGUGCGUGAUCUGCCUUUAUGGAUUCCAGGAGAGAGAAGCCUUCACAAAGACCCACUGCUACCACUACUUCCACUCCCACUGCCUGGCCCGCUAUGCCCAGCACAUGGAGGAGGAGAUCCUCAUGCAGCAGGAGGAGAGAGAGCAGCACCUGGCGCCAUCCCCCAAACAGGAAGUCGGUGUGCAGUGCCCUGUCUGCCGGGAGACCCUGGUCUAUGAUCUCUGUGCUCUGAAGGCAGCACCCCCCCCGCAGCACCCGCUGGAGCCAUACAGGCCGGACGCCAAGAUGCUGCAGCACCAGGAAGAACUGCGCUUAAUUUUCAAGAGACAGCAAGAGAAAGGGGGCAUCAUUGACCCUGAAGCAGAGAGGAACCGUUACUUCAUCAGCCUCCAGGCGCCUCCAGCUGCUGUCGAUCCAGGCCAAGCAGCCGCUGCCUCUGAGCUGCCAGUGAGUGCAGGUGCUGUGGAUGUGCCCCAGCCGCCCAGCCAAGCCUUGGCUCCAGAGCCAGCUGGGGCACCGGUGGCCAGGGCAGAACCCGGGCGGCCCGAGAGGCCUGCUGUGCCCAGAGAGCAACAGAGCAAGAGGGAGAGGCACAGAGGGGAGAGGCCAGGCCCCAGAGGCCAGGGCAGGCAGUCAUGCAGUGGCUCACAGGAACCGGCAGAGGAAGCCUGUCAUCCACUCCAUGGCUCCAGGGGGCCUAGGGGCUUCAGCCGGAGACCAGAGCGAAGACCUGGUGGGAGGCACAGCCAGGAGUUUCCAAAGCCUCACAGCAGAAGCAGGGCUGCUGCCUUGGCUGAAAGAAAGGAGCUGUGCCCUGAAGACCCCUCACCUGUAACAGACGCAGUGGACUUGAAAGAGGAGCGCAGUGAUGUGGAGAGAUGGACCCCAGAGGAGGGGGCUGAGGCCCGGGGCAGGGAGAAGGAGAAUCUGGCAUUCAACCGCAGCGACCACAGAGCAGCUCCCAGCUGGCAGGGCCACCACAGGCCCUGGGAUUGUGGAAGGUGGGAGAGGUCCAGAGUCCAGGAGCGUGGUUCCUACCCCAGAGCACCAAGAGGGCGAGGAGUGUUCAGGCCCAGUGGACGACAAGAAGCCCAUCUCCUUGAGAAGGAGAGUGGCUCCUAGCAGGAGUGGUGAGGGCCUGGGCUGGGGUAGGGAAGGGCUGUUUCUGGGGAGAACAGUGAAGGCUCUGGUGGAGCAGUAGCAAGCAGACGCCAUACCCCUUGGGAGGGAGGAGGCAGUUGGCAUGUGGCACAGCUUGGGACAGGGUAUGUGUGGAAUGAAGCAUCCUGGCGUGAGUGACUGGCUGUCACCAGCGUUGGAGAAGCUGACUCCUGAUAGAUGAUGUAAGCCAUGGUCUCGCGGGACCCAGGGGACAGAGGAAGCGUGACUGGGGACCUGCAGCCAUCAUCCCUGUAUGUGAGCUGCCAGGAAACGUGCACACCUACAGAGCAAAUGGACUGAGCCUAGCGUGUUGCAACGGCAGAGCCAGUGUCAUGGCAGGACUUUCCCUGGAUGCCAGCAUCCCGUGGAGCCGUGGUGGUGCCAAGUGAUGAGGCUGUGCCAGGGCAGCAGCCUGGAGCUCAGCUUGCUGUGUCUCCCAUUCCUUCUCAGAGCGCCUUCUCAACUGCUGUCCCUGUCCCUUGGAGACAGCAUUGCUUCUCCUGCAGCCCUGACUGCUGUUCAGCUGAUGGGCUCAGCCAGGCAAGUCUUUUGUACGACAGGACAUUUCCCAGUCCCAGCCAGGAGAGCUAAAUUAAGCUUAAGUCAAUGCAUUGUCAUGUCAGGGCUGUCUGGUGGCUGAGCCUUCGGGUUGGCUCCUGCUCCCCCAGGCAGCCUGAAUUUAGCUGGAGCUCCUGCCCUGUCCUUCAGCUGCUUUUGUGCAGACAGAAGCUGAUGGAGACCUGGGAAGAGCACUCUGCUUUGUGACCUGUAUCUGUCAGGAUCCCUCUCAAAGGCCAGGCCAGGUUGUCUCUUGGAGCUUCCAACAGCCCGGAGUGAAAACAUGCCCCAAUACUUUGGAUACUCUUUCUUACUCUCUUUUCAUCUUUGAGCUGAUCUUGCUUCAAAGAAAUGAGGAUUUGCUGUUUAAACUAACUUGGUGCCGUUCCUUCUGCUGCUGCUUCACAGAUUUAAUGUGUCCCACUCCACAGCCAUGAUGGGUGAUCCCAAGCUUCUGAAGUGGGACACUGGUAUUAAAUUUGUUGGGUCUUCUCCAGAGCCUGCUCCCUUUGUUUUCUCUGACCUCUCGCUCCUGUUCUUUGCUGUUUGGAGCGAAGGUGUUGAUCCCUGGUAUUGCUCACUCCAGGCCCUGCUUUGCCUGACUCGGUGUAAGCUGUCUGGCUUACCUGGACAGUACUGACUCCUUCACACUUGUUUGUGCCUUGUGCCCCCCACCUCUCUUUUGGCCACACAUGGGUUGUUAUUGUCUUUCUUCUCCCACUGAGUGCAAAAAUGUCCAUGCUGCGAUGGACUUGUCAGGUGAGAUCCCUGGGAAACCAAAGGCUGUGUGCUGGCUGGAAGGGCAUUUGCGCUGUAUCUGCCUGGCUGAUGCUUUGGCACGUGAAUGGUGCACGAAAGCGUUCUCUUGAAUGGGUCCUUCUCACCUCCUGCCCCGCUCUCUCCAUGCCUGGCCUUGUCCCGAAGGAGUUAGUUUAACCCGCUGCCCAAGAACCUUCUGUGCUUAGAUUUCCAACACUGGCCUGUUUUCAACCCUAAUGCUGUAAAAGCAUUAUUUUUUUUUAACUCCUUGGUCUGAACCUACACUACCUGUCCUGGGCUUGGGGAUAUGAGCGCCAGAUGUUGUGCCCUGCUGGGGAUGAGGGCUGAGCACUCGCUCCCUGAAGAAAGCCCAGAUUUUUCUUCAGUGCUUGCUCUGUCCUUGCUCCAGCUAGUUUCUGGGUGAACAGCCUGUCCACACUUGGGUGAAAAGGUGUAAACUUUAUCUGAUGUUGGUGCUUGUUCUGCUGCCUCCUGCCUUCACUUUUGAAAUUGCUGUACUCCAAGAAAGGCAUUUGAUCAUGUCCUGACAGAAACACGAAGAUCUCUGCCCCUUGCAGCAGCUGAAGCUCCUUGGCUUCCUCCAGCGAGCCAGACUUACUCUCAGCAGGAAAGCUGCUGUGGCCAGUGUUUGGAGCAUGGGAAUUUAGCCAUGGAAAUUGGAGUGAGUGAGGACUUGGGUAACUUCAAUCAAAUGCCAGACGUGUUAGAGGGGAGGCUAUUUUCCUGGGAGUAGGGAUUUAGGAAGGUCCCUCACCUUUUUGACUCACUGCUGUCAGCCUGGAGCAGAGGACAUUUUGCAAGAGCACUGGAAACAUAUGUGGGCUAAACAAAACAAACCUCUGGGUUGGAGGGGAGGAAUGGAGUCUGCACCCUGCCCUGGGGCUCCUUGCUUGGUGUCCACCUGCAUCACCCACCUACCUCACAGGGCUGUUGUGGGGCUUAAUGGGCAAAAGCACUCAUGCUGGGCAGAAGGGCACCAGCGACAUCUGUAGCAUUAACACUAUUAAAAGCAAGCAGAGUGA
Messenger RNA from Aquila chrysaetos chrysaetos, 3974 nucleotides. It is a transcript of the gene RNF25, whose product is annotated as ring finger protein 25. Gene Ontology annotation, cellular component: nucleus. Gene Ontology annotation, biological process: protein ubiquitination. The record is from RefSeq and is a predicted model, not a curated record. Lineage: Eukaryota; Metazoa; Chordata; Aves; Accipitriformes; Accipitridae. Gene Ontology annotation, molecular function: protein binding; ubiquitin protein ligase activity.